Penicillium verhagenii is the source of this 3006-nucleotide messenger RNA. RefSeq names its product armadillo repeat protein. The transcript is spliced from 3 exons. NCBI's taxonomy places the organism in Eukaryota, Fungi, Ascomycota, Eurotiomycetes, Eurotiales, Aspergillaceae. The record is from RefSeq and is a predicted model, not a curated record. The coding region runs from base 1 to 3006 and encodes 1001 amino acids. Gene Ontology annotation, cellular component: GID complex. Gene Ontology annotation, biological process: proteasome-mediated ubiquitin-dependent protein catabolic process. Gene Ontology annotation, molecular function: protein binding.
AUGACGCGAGCAACGGCUCCGCCCAUUCUCCUACAGCUUCAAAGCCCGGAUUCCAUAUCCUCUCAGAUUGCCUCCCUCCGAGUGUUAAAGAAUGAAUUGAUAGGUCACGAUCAGCGCAAAGAAGUCUAUGUGGCUGCGGGAAUAAUCCCAACGCUGGCCUCGGUGCUCGGAUCGCGAUGGCCGGGGAAAUCAUCUGAGGCCGAAUCGAACCGUUCUCUGACCCAGGCGGCCAGUCCCUAUCAAGUCUCAGAUAGCUCAGAAGGCUCAGAAGCCUGCCUGCAGGCAAUCUUGAUAGUUGGAAGCUUAGCGCAAGGUGGUCCGACCUUCCUUGCCCCAAUAUUCGCAAGUGAUAUCCUACCGACUCUUCUUUCCUUUCUAUCAUCGCCAGAUUGUCCUCAGAAAUUCCGUCUUCCCAUUCUAAGACUUCUCAACACGAUUGCGGACCGACUACCGUUACAAAGCCAAGACCAAGGGCCCCGGGACACUCGACUAGCAGAUAUCGUCUUUGCGCCCGAGGCAGUCGGAGCUAUCAGACGAAUUAUUGCGCAGAACUAUGGUCAUUCGGGCAGCCAAGUGAGCAUUGAGCUGGCAGCUGCCCUGAUUGGGAAGCUAUGCACGGAGGAGGUUCAUAAGACAAUUUUGGCGGAAUGUGGAAUAUUAGACGCUCUGGCUGUUAAGGUUGCCAGUUUUGUCAUAGCUCAAGGCUUUGUUUUACCUAGCGCUGAAGACCAUAUACUGGAACCUGGAGCUCUGGGUGAUUUCCCGCCACCUGCCCCGACAACGGCUCGGCUGGCACCCAUCCUCCGCGCGAUCACUGUGAUCGUCGAGCAAUCGAAAUGGCGGGCAGAGCAUUUCUUAUCCUCACCAGGGAUUCUCACUGUGUUCCCGAAACAAGUCCCAGGAUUCGCCCCCACGGACAUUAAAAAGAACCCAUGGGGAAACGCAUACCUAAGUGGCUCGGCGGUACCUCGUCAUUCUGGCACAAAUCCAGUGGAUCAUCUUCUCCCGUCAGUUCCAAUGGUAUAUGCCAAAUCUCCCUCGGGCUCGUCCAAUUUCCCACCUCUGGGCAAUUCUACCUCGCAGCGUCGCCAUAGUCAUUCCUUUUCUACCCCGUUUUCGCUGGCCGAAACAUCUCCCACAGAAGAAGAUGAGAACUCGAUUGUUCCAUGGCUACUUUGCAUCCUCCGUUCCGAAAGUGGCAUGGUUCAGUUAAUGGCGGCUCGGCUGGUGACCGUACUUUUUCGUCUGGGUCUUGCCAAAAAGCACCGAGUUCCAAUGUUCAGUUAUCUUUUGGUUCCAAUUCUCAUCCGCAUGUUGGAAAAAGAUUUUGAAUUGCCUGAUGAGCCAGGGUCUAAUGAUGACGGGCUGAUCACUCCCACACAGCGCUUGAAAGAAGAGGCACCGGCUGUUCUAGCCAACCUGGUCAUGGACGAUCAGGAACUACAAAAACAUGCAGUGGAUGGAAAUGCACUGAAGCGUCUAUCUCAACUUCUUAAAGAGACUUACAACCCUGUCUCGGAGACCUUGCGGCCGAUGUGGCACGCGGAGGGGGAUAGUCCAGCUCGGGACCCUGAAUCUGUCCCUUUGGACUGUCGACUAGGACCGCCUGGAUACUCGCCUACGCUUUGCCAUAUUAUGAGGUAUCGGGAGAGUAUUCUGAAGGCCUUGGCUGCACUGGUACCCUUCAAGGAUGAAUAUCGGAAAGCGGUCUGUGAAAACGGAGUGGUCCCCUACAUCAUUGACUCUCUCAAACCUCGACCAAGCGAUGCUCCUGCCGACACCGGCUCAGUACCAAAAAAUACUGCAGCAGAUGGUAACCCGACACCAACGCUUUUGGCUGCUUGUGGUGCAGCUCGCAUGCUUACUAGGUCCGUCAGCGUCUUAAGGACUAGUCUCAUUGACGCUGGCGUAGCCCAGCCGCUGUUUACCCUUAUCAAACAUCCUGACUUGGAAGUUCAAAUUGCGGCCACCGCAGCGCUCUGCAACUUGGCUUUGAACUUCAGUCCUAUGAAAGAGGCAAUUAUCUCGGGCGACGUGAUUCCCAUUCUGUGCGAACACGCCCACUCAUCCAAUACCAAGUUACGUAUUGAGUCUUUGUGGGCCCUUAAACAUGUGGUAUUUGAUACCCCCAAUGAUAUCAAAAUGAAGGUGAUUGAAGCUCUAGGCCCCGCUUGGAUCCGGGAGGUCAUCAGCCAAGACCCAGUCAGCGCCUUGACUCGACGCGGAAUGGACGAGGAUACGGAUACUGCUAUCGGAAUAGCCAUGGGUCGAGCCAAUUCGGCGGGAGAACAAGUUGAUAUUCUUAACCCUAUGGAAGAUUCUGGCGAGUCGACUGAGGGAUUUAAGAUGGGUGACAGCAUGCCGCCAUCGAAAAUGAGCUUGGAAAUGUUCCUCCCUGAUGCCAGGCGUCGGCGCAAGCUUGUCAUGCAUGGUAAUCUGGAGCAGUCCACUCAGUCUCGGCAGGACGACAUCGCUGUGCAAGAACAGACAUUUGAUCUGCUUCGCAACAUAAUCUGUGGGCCUGGUGCAGCCGAAAUGAUCGACUUUCUCUUCCAGGAAAUCGGCCAGGAUGAGCUACUGGACGCACUCGCAGAUAAUUUGCGCCCCCGCACUAUCCAACUGCCUCACCGCCGCGACUCCUCUAACCGGGCGUUGCAAGUACCCUAUGAAAUCCUGACCUCUGUCAGUGCCAUCAUAAUCCACCUGGCGGCAGGACUCACGCGCCACCGGCAGCUAGUGAUUUCUCACCAAGACUUGUUACGGUCCCUGACAAACUACUUCAACCACUCCCAUAGACAAGUACGGGUCAACUGCGUUUGGGUGGUCAUUAACUUGAUCUACCAUGAAAACCAAAGUGAUCGUGAAGGAUGCCGCGAACGUGCCACCAGACUCAAGGCUCUCGGAAUCUUUGAUCGACUGGUUAGUCUCAAAGAUGAUCCGGACCUUGAUAUCAAGGAGCGCACCAAAACGGCUAUGCAUCUAGUGAGCCAGCUAUCUCCGCCUUGA